AUUUUCAAAUCAAAAUAAAACCGCCAAACUAAAGUAAAAAUUUUAUAAUUGCUAAAAGUGUCUCUACAGAGCUUGUCUUGUUGAUCUUUUUUUAUUAACGUAGUUGAUGAUUAUAUCUCUAUUUCUGAACUGAAGUGAAUCUCUUCUAUUAGAUCUGAAAAUGUCUUUAACACAAAGUAGUCAAUUCCUAACCUCACAAAGUGUCUCCUCAAUUCAAAUGUCUCAGGAUAUCAAGACUCGGAUACGAAUGUUUAAGACGACACUACAAGAAAUUGGAAUACAAUUGUCUUUCGGCGACGAGCCCCACAUUCUUACACAAGAACAGUCACUCGUUGUAAGAGAUUUAGAAAAGUAUUUGGAACAAUCCAAGGAUGUAUUUCAGAGCUUUAUGACUGGUUUAAAGAUUUUAUGCAAAAAGGAAAAGUACUUUAAGAAAGCUCUAGCCUUAACUUAUUUAAGAAAAAGUAAUGAUGAGACUAUUAGCACAAGUGCAAAACAAAGGACUGAACAAGAGAGUUUAUUUAGAAUUUUUCUUAAAGUCAGAUGUCUGCAAUCAGAAGUAACUGAAGUACUUCUUGAUGAAAUAACUUCAAUAUCGUGUGAAUCAACCGAGGAUACAUCAUGGCUACAUUCUCUUUUAAAUUCAUUUCGAUAUUUACCUUACAUGAAAGACCCAGAAAACAUUACCACCAAGCUAAUAGACAUUCUUGAAGUUGCUACUUAUCCUGCUCAAUUAGAAAUCUUAGAUACAAUACCUGAAAUUAUACCUGACAGCCAAUUUAGUGAAACUACAAAGCAAUUGUGUAAGCUACUUGAUGAAAAAGAUGAGUUGACAGGAGCUAUAAUAGAUUGUUUAAAUGCACUGGACUUGGAUGCUGAUAUGAGAACUGAAGUUCAGGACAGAAUACUGGAGAGAAUGAGUGGUGGCACCUCUUUAAAAGAUUUCCCCAUUCUAUUGUCAUUUUUGAUGUCAGACUGCAAAUCACAAAAUUCUGUCCCAGUUCUUUUAAAAAUUCGCAACGCAUUGGACUCAAUCAUGCUGACACCAGAAAAGAGCAAAGAUAAAGAAUCUUCUAAAAUAUUAAUUUUCAACAAGCUUCAAUCUUUCACGCUUUCAUCAAAAGCUGCAUCUGAAGCUUGGUUAAAUAUGAUUUCAAGUAUCAAGUCAUCAUCUGAUCAUAAGCCAAUAGAUUACUUGAUAAUGUUCAUGCUCUACAAUGUAGCACCAUUCAAGAAGAGAAUAAUAGAAGCCAUUUUUAGAAAACGUGUUCAUUCUGGAUUAUUUAAAAUUAACAAUUUGGAAAAAAUGUUUGACAAAUAUUUACCACAACAAUUAUUAAAAGAUUAUUUAACAUCUAUUGUAGAAAUAGGUUCCCAUUUAGCACGAAGUUCUGGAGAUCAAAUAAUAAAAGAAUUUUGUUUAACAUUAUUCAACUUACUCUUCAAUCAUGAAUACACUGAGUCAAUAUAUAGACGAGAGAUACUAAACAGUUUGAUAGUACUAACAGGAGCUAGUGAUAAAAAAACAGUUAGUACUGUGCUUAGUAUUAUUUCAUCUUUAACUGAUAAAAAGGAAAAAUUACAGCAACAUAUCAUGAUAUUAAUGAGACUUCUGGAAAAACUUGAUUCUCUUGACCCAAUUGAUGUCAAGAUUGUGUUUGAAAUAUUGUGUGGUUUAACUUGUGGACCUGAUGUUGAUAGUUCCAUGUCAGGAGCACAAAACGAGAUCCAUAUCAUAAUUAGAAAGCAGUUAUGUAGUACGAAAAAAUCAAUAAAAUACAGGGGUAUUAUAGCCGCAGUGGUUAUGGCAAGAAGUAUAGCUCGUAUUUCGAAUGAAGAUACUCGUGAGCUACCUAAAACUUCUAUGAAGAGUCUUUCAAGCUUGCCUAAAGGUCCAGCACGGGAAGCAGGUAGCUUAUUGGAACUUGCUAAUACAUGCAGCAGUGGAUAUCCCGAUUUAAUAGGUCUGUACUAUGAUCAGUUAGCAUCAAUGCUUAUUUCAAAGUAUCAGUUGGAUAAGUUUUUCUUGGCGUGGUUGUAUGAAACCAUAACCGAAGAAUUUAGAAAAACAUACAUAUCAGAGUCUCUACCACAACCUAUAAACGAUUUGGAAAUGACUUUUCAGUAUACAUUAAAUAGGUCAUCUGAAGUGGAUUCACCAAUGGGAAUAAAUAUUGGUGAACUAACCUUGAAGAAGAAUCCUGCUAUUUUGGUUUUGGCUCCACGUUUCCGUUUGUUGAGAUUACUUCAUUACCGUCAACAAGACGGAAAUCUUUCAACGAUAGAUGCUUUAUUGGGAUCUGCCGUAAUCUUACCACGGUUCGACGAUGUGGACUACUUCGAUUCUGAACAAAUAAAACAGGUGGCAGACUGUUUGUUUCACUGUGGUAAUUGGUUUAGAGAACUGAUCAGUGGAUUUGUUACUCAAAAAGAUAAGAAGUUACGGAUGCGCGUUAUACAAAGAUUAGGGAAUUUACUUGAAGUGGAAAGCAAUCUUAGUAAAUGCUUAGGUCAAUCUCCUAAUCACAAAUUUCCUGCUAGUUACUUCGAUCUACAUCACGAAGCAAAUAAAAAUGUUAUCACAAAAAGCGACAUGAAAACAAAAAAUCCCAAGAAAAAAGUUAAGACGUCCGCCACUGUUGAAGCAGAUGAUACAGUGAAUUCGACUGUUGCCACACAAAGUAAUAAGCGAAAAGCGUCUACAUCGAAAAUAUCAAAUACCGUAGAACAUAAAAUCCAUUUUAGAGAUUUGGACACUGACGCAGUAUUAUUACUUAAGUAUCCUUUGUCUCUAUCUGACGAGUCUAGCCCAACCCCUUCACAGGCAGCUACGCUACAGAUAGAAGAGUUAAAAUUUUUGUUGAAAGACUUGGUUUUAAAAUUAACAAUCACUACGCAGAGCAAAAACGCAGGGUUGUCCCAUUUGAAUGAAGUUAUACCUCUUCAUAUUAUAACGGAUGUUGGAUACGUGCUUCCCAAUUUGGACUUACAUCUCAGGGUAAUUGUUGAUAAAUUAAAUAAACUUCUAGAAGAAACAGACGGCAGAACUGAUCUAGCAGAAAUGUUUUCACCAACAGCUAUCAAUUAUAAAACAUGUUUUGGUCUGAUUUUGGAAUCUUUGUUGUUGAUAUUUAGCUGGACAGGCUUCCAACAUUCUAGUAAUCUAGAGGUACUUAAAAAUAUGUUAAAGAGUAUGCGUUCAUCGGAGCAAUCACAGUCACUCCAUUCAGCACAUCGUCUCAUCAUAGAAUUAAUCAACAGACUUUCUGGUUAUAACGAACAAUGCCUAGAACUAUCUCAUGCUGUAUAUUUAUUAAAAACUAUGGAAGCUCUUUACGCUAUCACGACACCUAGUCCUGAUAUUCAGAAGAAAAUAUCGGCCGUCGCUGAAAAACUCCUUUCAAGACGUUGGUAUAAUUCUAAAGGUAUACCAGAAAGCGGAAGAAAUUGUUAUCUGAAUAUAGACGUUUUGGUUAAAACUUAUCUAUCUAGUGCUGAUGUAGAAACGCUCACAGGAUUGAUUGGAACUUUGCAAGAACAAAUUGAACAUCUGGUUUCCAAAGAAGACUCGUUACAGAUGCUAAAUAGCAUUGAUAAGCAGAAUUUCCAUGUGCUUUAUAACGGAUUGUGCAGCGCGUUAGUUAACAGAACAAAAACGGAAAUAGAACACCUCAGUAACAAUCAACACAUAAUAGUAUGGACCAAUGUAACACUCGCGUUGCUAGGACUGAAGAAUAUUGCCCAAAAGCAGGAAACGAGAACUAACUUGGGUUGCUACUUGAAAAAAUCUAUAGCAGUUUUAAAAAUAUUCCUUUCACAUGGGAUACCAAUGAUGGAAAUUAUGCUGAAAUCGAAACCAGACGAAGUUGUUACUAUUUUUAAAACGAUGCAGAGCAGCACCAGGUUUUUACAUCACUUAUGUUGCUACAGCAAGUUUACUAAGGAUGCUAGUUUAAUGGCAUAUGUUCCGCAAUUUAGAUUGACAUUAGAAUCGCUUGUCUACAGGGUGAAAGCAGCAUUGGUAGCAAACAACUGCUCCUCCGCUUUCUGGAUGGGACAUUUGAAAAAUAAAGAUUUACAUGGAGAAGAAAUUUUAUCGCAAAGCACAGUAAUGACAGAUGAUACCAACAAAGAUAGUGAUGAAGAACUGCUGCCCUCUGAUGAAAGUGAUACCGAAAUUUUAAAUGGAAACACUGAAGAUGAUAGAUCUGUUGGUAGUGAAGUGUAUGACUAAUUAUAUGUUUAUAUAAAUAAUAUGUUUUGUUAAAUUUUGUAAUAUUUUCUAUUUUAAUAUAUGUAAUUCAUUUUCAUUUUGAU
Molecule: messenger RNA, 4317 nt
Organism: Diabrotica balteata
Lineage: Eukaryota; Metazoa; Arthropoda; Insecta; Coleoptera; Chrysomelidae
Source: the annotation of a GenBank genome assembly